AUGAGUGAAGGUCGUGAAAAAAUGACAAAAACGGAAGCCAUAGAAUAUCUAAGAGAAGUGCAAAAGAAAUUUGAAGACAAGAACGAAGAGUUCCAAAAGUUUUUGGAUAUCAUGACCUAUUUUAGAAUUCAUAGAAUUGAUGUUGGGACUGUGGUGGAACAAGUGGGGGAGAUUCUCAGAUGCCAUGAUGAUCUCAUUCUGGGAUUUAACAAGUUCUUGCCAAAGGGAUAUGAAAUCCUUCUUCCACCCAAGGGUGCAGUUCAGAUGGAAGAUGCUGUCAAAUAUGUGCAGAAGAUUAAGGAUCGUUUUCGAAACAAAUAUCAUAUCUACAGUACAUUUGUGAAGAUAUUAUCUAGUAGGAAGCAAAAUCACAUGCCUGUUCAGCAAGUGUUCAAUGAAGUAAGUGUUGUCUAUCUAUCUGCUCUUGAAUUUCUUCUUUCUGAUUCACUUUAG
This is a messenger RNA of Sphenostylis stenocarpa, 453 nucleotides long. The record is from the annotation of a GenBank genome assembly. Lineage: Eukaryota; Viridiplantae; Streptophyta; Magnoliopsida; Fabales; Fabaceae.